AUUCAUACAUGUCUUGACUUGAAAUUAAUACGCGGAUGGAUUCAGUAUGAUUUCGCUACCGCGAGUGAUAAGGCGUGUUUCGUGUGAGCAGUGAUACAGUGACGGAUACGUACUUGCACUAUUAUUAUUUAUUUUACAAUUACCAUCAAAAUGAGUGAGAGCGAUAUCAACGAUGACGAAAUAAAUAUACCGGCAAGUAAAAGAAGGAUACGUAUAAUGAGUUCCUCAUCGGAAUCCUCUUAUAGUGGUCAUGACUAUGACACAGAUUUGAGUGACACUGAGAGUGAAGAUGAUGAAGAAGUUAGUGUUAGACACAUUAGUGAAUAAUGGGUGCCUUAAAAUGCCGAGAGACCAUCAUUUCCCUUCACUGCACAGCCGGGAAAAACGUUCAAUACUCCUCCAAAAAAAGUUCCUGUAUUUUAUUUAGAGAAGUUUUUAGAUGACGACCUAAUAAAAACAAUUACGGAACAAACAAAUUUGUAUGCCGCCCAAUUUUUUGCCAAUAAUCCGGAUUUAAAACCACGUUCGAGACUUCGAAAAUGGAAGGAUACGAAUGAAUCUGAGAUAAAGAUAUUUUUGGGACUCCUCAUCUUACAAGGGAUACUUGGAAAACCAUCUUUAGAGUUAUAUUUUUCUAGAAGAAGAAUUAUUGAAACACCGUUUUUUUACGAAACUAUCAGCGAAAACAGAUUUGGAUUAUUGUGUAAGUUUUUACAUUUUGCAGAUAAUCUAAGUUUUGAUCCUAACGUAUCUCAUAGAAAAACAUACAAAAUAGAUCCAAUCAUCAAUAAUUUGUCACAAAAGUUUAAAACAUUUUAUGUUUGUGAACGAGUCUCUUUUAUUGUGGAAAGGGAAUUUGUCCUGGAAACAAUAUAUAGCAACGAAACGAGCUAGAUUUGGCAUAAAGUUAUUCAUUUUGAGUGAAAGUCAAUUUGGAUACGUCCAAAACAUUAUUUUAUACACAGGAAAGGACACAAACGAUGGUUCGAACUACCCACAAGAAAAACAAUCACCAAGAAUUGUUUUAGAGUUAACACAUGAUUUACUGAAUAAAGGAUAUAAGAUUUACUUGGAUAAUUUCUACACUUCAAUUCCUUUGGCUGAAGUCUUGUGUCAAAACAAUACAGACAUUGUUGGAAAAAUGAGAAUAAACAGAGUCGGAAUCCCCAGUGAAAUAAAAACAAAAAAAUUGGAAAAAAAUGAACAUAUCGUAAGAUUUAAAGGCAAACUAAUGGUUUUAAAGUGGAAGGAUAAGAAAGACGUAUUGAUGCUCAGUUCUAUUCAUAAUGACGAAAGGACAAUGAUAGAAAAGAGAGGAAGAAGACAAGAAAAACCGAACGUUAUCCUGGAUUACAACAAGAAUAUGGGUGGUGUAGAUUUGGGAGAUGGAAUUAUGGUGGCCUACACGGCUGCUCGCAAUAGGAUAAAAAAAUUUUACAAAAAAAUUUUUCUACGAUUACUUGAUAUGUGCGGCCUAACCGCAUACAUUUUGUACAAAAAGGAUAGAGGUCAAUUAGAUCAAUUACACUUUUUGAUAGAAUGUGUAGAAAAAAUAGUUGAAAAUAAUAUUGUUAGCACCCACCCAAAACCAUCAACCAGCAACUCCACACCAAAACCAGCACGCUUAGUGGAAAGAUAUUUCCCUGAGCAAACAAAAAGCGAUACCGGAAAAACUAAAUCCAGGAAAUGUCGGGUUUGUUACAAAAAAGGAGCUAGAAAAGAAUCAACAUACUGGUGUCCUGAUUGUGCUGUAGCAUUAUGUAUCAAUAACUGUUUUAAAAUAUAUCACACAGAAAUUGCGUUUUGAAUUUUAUAUAAUUGUACCUACCUAUAUUUUUGAUCUCUUUUUUAUUCAGUAUGCCGGUAUUUCAUUCAUGUGCCGGUAUUUUUUUAUAAUUGUUUGAAACUUUGUUUUUUUUUCAUUG
Phymastichus coffea is the source of this 1925-nucleotide messenger RNA. RefSeq names its product piggyBac transposable element-derived protein 4-like. Lineage: Eukaryota; Metazoa; Arthropoda; Insecta; Hymenoptera; Eulophidae. The transcript has 2 exons. The coding region runs from base 818 to 1807 and encodes 329 amino acids. The record is from RefSeq and is a predicted model, not a curated record.